UUUGAAUUUGAAUGUAGUGGCGUCCCCCUUUCCCACUAAGCCUGAAGGGCCUUGGCGAGCUCCUUCUCCUCCGAUUGGUUACCGGUCUCAUCCAGGGGAAGGGCUCACUCUUUCCUCUCUCCACCCCCCAGUCCCCCCAGUUUGGCGUCAAAACAGACUCCUCCUGCCGCGUUGGCUUCCGUUUUCGGAGCCUUUCGUUUACAGGAACACGUGUGGCGCGUACGCGUUCUUGUUUCGGACUGAUGGUGUCGGGAAAUUAAUUUAACAACCAACCAACCAACACCAAAAACCCCGUCAGGUUUGUACCUGGUCGUGCAGCGCAGCGCGGAGCGGAAGGGAGACGCGCUCGCCUCGUUGCCCAGUGCUGGGGUUAAACGGGGCCGGUUUGACACAUGGGUCGAGCCCAGACAUGGCCGGGCGUACGGACAGUGCGUUUCCCCCGAUGCUUUUCCCCCAGGCCUACAACACCGGGCCUCCGGGCAGGACCGCUGGCGUCCUGCCGGUUGUAGGCGGCUGGGGGGUCUACGGCCAGAUCCGGGGAGUGGACCGUCUUGUGCCGGAGAAUGCUGGCCUAGAGGGUAAGAUCAAGAUAGAAGCCCAACACAAAGUAAAAGGAGAGGAAUGGAGGCCGACAGAGCCCAUUGUAUGUCCCUUGCUGCCCCCGAAUUCAGAUUGCAAGAUUCCCUCAUCAGCUAACUCUCAUGCCUUAGACUUCCCAGAACAUUUGCGGAAUUUCUACCUGGAUAACCAUCAAGAUGCCUUUGGGACUAUGAGCCGUCUGUUAGAUGAACACUUCUAUUUUGGUUACGGUAAUCUACAGGGAAGUGUGAAGGAGAACACCAGGAGCAUGAGGACAAUGAUGGACUUUAUAGAAAAUGUUGGUUACCGAAAGUGUCCAUUAACCUAUGUCCAGAAGAGAGCGAGGUCCUACAGCUACCUGUUUGAUGAUGUGAUCUAUGACAUCCCUCCUGCUCUGCUGGGAGAGCUCCUCCAUGAGGAACUGAUGAUGCAGAGUGACAGAGAGCUGUUCCAGGAGGCGGCCACCGGGGGCGCUAUGGGGUACAUUCCAUUCGAAGAGACGGACGCCUCCCAGCAAGGCUACCUUGUGUAUCCCAGAAAGGCUGCCCUGAACCAUCUUUGUAUCCUCUUUCACGUCUGCCAAACUUAUCUGCCUCUUCUGAAAGUUGGAGGAGGUAGUAACCUCUUCUUGGAAGCGUUUGUGUGGCAAAGGAGUUUUAAAGAAGUAACGUGUCUCGCUGAGAGAAAAACAAAACAGGACACCAGACUGCACUUAAUCACCCAAUGGGAAUGUUUUUUUUUUUUCUGUGCAAGUACAGUUCACGACAUACUGUGCCUGCCUCGGCGCCUUAACUGCAAUGCCACAGAUUUCCACAAGGUGGUGCUGGAGUUCCAGGAAGAUGGCGGUCCUAGGCUUAGCGUCAGAAACAAGCCCGUGGAGUUCAAACUGAAUGGAACCAUCCGGCAGAUCAGCGCCGACUGUGUGCAGGAUCAAGGUCAGAGAAAUUCUCCCUGUUCCCUGUUGCUGCUCAAUUCAAAUCGAAAAGAGCAUCUUGUGCAGUUUUUGCUUUUCCAAACUGCAUUAAGAAGCAAAUCAUUAAGCAUGUCCAUCAUUUCAUUGGUCACCUUCUUUAUUCUUCAUGCCAGCAUCCCAAACUGUGCUCUAAAAAUGGGAAGUUCUUUGUCUGAAGCUUGGGGAUUUACAGGAAGUUCUUGUCAGUCUCCAGAACGUCACGGCCAGACUUUGUUUCGCAUUGGAGAGACUGCGGAGUGCAAGCAAAGGGAGAGAGUGAUUCUGCCCAGAUACCUCCGAGACGUCAAUGCCUACCACUACCUCAUUACCACACAGUAUUCUGCUUACAUUAUGGACGAGCGUUUUCCGGGUCUGCCCAUGAUCAAGUGGGAGCACAUGAUGAAGUAUCCGCCCAUGUUUACCCAAGUCCUUGCUGGGGCUCCCUGGGGCAGGAGCAGCAAAGUGUUGUUGGGCUCUCAGUGCUGUCAGGAGCUGAUGCUGCUACAGUAUUCUGGUGGCAGUCAAGCUGCGUGCCAGUCUCUGGGACCUCCGCAGAAGCUGUGUAACCCCCCUGACUGCCUGAAACACCUCCCCAUCCAGAUCCCUCACAGACAAGAGAGUGUGGCAGAGAGGUUACGAUCACCUGGCGCAGGCUUGGCGGCUUUGUACCAUAACCAAGGAAUGGAGUCCCUUUGUGUGCUCCAGUUGUCUGCAGCAGGAGACAUCUUCUACCAGAUGCUGAGACCAGAAUCGGACCCUGGAAGUGAAGACGUACCAAUAAGCACAGAGUCCACAGCAGAAGAGGCUGAGGAAAUGAGAGCUGAGACAGGGGAACCAAACUUGGACCACACCUCAGAUAGUGAUUUGGAUGAUACGAGGAGCGAAGCUCAAGAUGAUGAAACGGCGGUGCACCGAGUAGAUGUGAUGACUAAUCGUCAGGCGGGGCAGCAUCUUGACUCGGAAAUUCACUUGCAAGCAGACGGAGAGACUGGGGAGCCUGUUCCUGUGAACCGGACCGACUGUACCAGGAGUGUGCUGGUGGGUUCCAGGCCAGGGAGGAGCCCAACCAUUCCAGUGGUGGCCAGUAAGAAGGUCCUCAGUCGGUGGAAAAGGUGGAUGGCUGCCUUGUUUGACAUGGCAGAGCGGGCUCCUCGAGAAACUAAUUCUCUCUGGGUAGUAAGCACCAAGAAGCUCAUGUCCUCCAGGGCUUUCAGAAAACACGCUUCUGAGGACGGCAGGUACGAGGAAGUGAAGAGGGAGCUGAAGGAGACCAUGAGGAGUAGAGGUGUACUCCAAGGCAGCCGCACGCACCUGAAGGCCCUGGAGAGAGUCCCCCUUCCAGAGGCCGUGGCCCCGUUAGACUGGGGAGAUGACCUGAGCCGUCGGCUCACCGUGGCCUGGGAGGGCAGAUGGAAUAACUGGUGGGUCGAGAAGCUGGGGCUGAACCGCGACCAGAAGAUCAUGGCCCUGCGCCAGAAACGGAAGAGGCAGAAGGAGUCCAGGGCCAGGCGACGACCGGCUCUCCCCGCGAGCUUCACCUCUUCGGUAGGCUAUCAGUCCGACUUGGACGACCGUAUGAGCUGGUGCUCCGCCACCAGCAAUUUCGGAGAUGGUCAGAGUGUGGCCUCUUCAUCUGCCAUCCAAAGUCUUUCUGCGCAAGAGGAUGUGCUUCCAGCAUCUCGUGGCACAAAGGAGAGAACCCCGGUCUUGUCCGCGCCUAGUCAGAGCGAGGGACCUGAAGCGAAAAGUUUGUCCGAUUCCUCAGUUUCCUCGCGGGUGCCACGUUUACCCCCAGGCAAUAAGGUGGUGGCGCCUCCAGACGAUCCCGAUGAACCAGAUGCUGGAAGCUUUAGUACUUUAGGGUCUCCUCGGCCAACAGGUAUCCUAAAGCCUUCAGGCUCAUUUGCUAGGAGUGAACAGGAAUGGGUCCCGGGUCACGGGUCUCAGAAUUCCCAACCCGCAAGGAAAAACGAUUUGUUCUCCUCACCUACCUCAAGGCCAGCAACUCAAGGGAUGCUAAAAAUGACGAAUCAGGAAGCGGUAGAGGAAAAUGGCUUUUCCUUCCUCUUGUCCCCCACUUCACAGACAUUCAACAUUUCCUCUACACAGACGCAUCCCUGCGUGAUGCCGUCUUCUCAAAGCUCCGUACGGUCUUCACAGCCUAAGAAGAAAAGGUCACGCAUGGGCUUCUAACUUCUGAAAGACCCCAAAUAAGUCAUGUCUUUUCUUGAAGUAUCUUUAAGCAUUAGUACUCCUGCUGAGCAAGAGUGGAUUAAGACUUAGUGAUUAAAAAAGGAAGACUAAAUGAAAGCCAACCUGUUCUGAUGAUAUUCAUAAUUCUCAUUUUUACUUGCGUAGUAACUGGUACAUAUGCUUUGUGCUAAAACAAACUUCGAUGUAAAAAAUGGUUUACAUUAACUCAGGUGAUGGUCAGAAAAGGAAAAAUAAAACUGUGAAGGAAGAGA
Molecule: messenger RNA, 3996 nt
Organism: Lepisosteus oculatus (spotted gar)
Lineage: Eukaryota; Metazoa; Chordata; Actinopteri; Semionotiformes; Lepisosteidae
Source: RefSeq, a predicted model, not a curated record